AUGGAGUGCUACUACAUUGUCAUCAGCUCCGCGCACCUCAGCAACGGGCACUUUCGCAACAUCAAGGGAGUUUUCCGAGGUCCCCUCAGCAAGAACGGGAACAAAACUCUGGAUUAUGCUGAAAAGAAAAACACGAUAGCAAAAGCUCUGGAAGAUCUUAAAGCCAACUUCUACUGUGAACUCUGUGACAAGCAGUACUAUAAACACCAGGAGUUUGACAAUCACAUUAACUCAUAUGAUCAUGCUCACAAACAGAGACUCAAGGAGCUGAAACAGAGGGAGUUUGCUCGAAACGUAGCUUCUAAGUCAAGAAAAGAUGAAAGAAAACAGGAAAAAGCCCUUCAACGUUUGCACAAGUUAGCUGAGCUAAGGAAAGAGACAGCCUGUGCUCCUGGAAGUGGCCCCAUGUUCAAAUCCACUACAGUAACUGUGCGUGAUAAUUUCCAUGAUAUCCCGCAAAGUGCUGCCAUAGACUCUGCUAAUAUACAAGAUUUCAACUGCACAUUAACAAACAGUGCACAGAAUUCUAAAGAUGUUCCUUCUGUUAUUUCUUCCACUGCUGAAAAUGCAGGUAGUAAUAAAUCUGACACUAAUAAAUUUGGAGAUCAAGUUCAAGGAGCUCAAGGACAUAAAGUUGGGUUCUCUUUUGCUUUCCCUAAGAAAGCAGUGGUCAAACUGGAGUCUUCAGCUGCUGUUUUCUAUGAAUAUAAUGAUGAAACAGCUAUCGAGCGUGGGUUUAGCAGAAAAAGUAGAUUUGUUCCAGGAACUUGUAAUCCUCAGUCUCCAUCGGCAGAAAUAGUUCUGUGCCCUGAGGAGAAACAUAACUGUUCUUACCCACUGGUGGAAAAAUACACUGAGACAGAGGAAGCUCCUGAAAAUCAGGAGUCAAAACAACCAGCCAGUAACAAAAAUGGAAUGGUGGAGAGUCCUGUAUUCAUUCCUGAUGUUUCUCAUACAAAAAAACCUGUCUCUUCUGAUUUGGAUAACUACAAUACUGCUAUAAGUACAUCAGAUUUACCAGAUCAAACACUGUCUACAGGUGCGGCCAGUAAUCAUGUGUUGCCCUUAGUAUGUAACAGUUAUGAAAUGCUGGGAAAUGGAUCUCUUGCUCAGACUGCUAUGGAGGAUUCUUUAUCUCUGCAAGAUAUUACAGGGGAAAAUGAUAAAGACAAGAGCAGUGAUUCAUCCACAAUUGAAAUUGAAAUAAAACAACUUGGGGCUGAUGCAUUAAUUUCAUCAAAUUAUGAAGAAGAUAAUAAAACUCCACAAAGCAAAUCAGACACACGCAAGAGACCCUGUGAACCAUUUGUUCCUGUGCUUAGCAAAUAUGGAUCAAAUAUACUUCAGUGGCCAUCGGAAAUGUUGAUCUACACAAAUACAGACCCAUCAAUUUCUUAUAGUUGUAAUCCUUUAUAUUUUGACUUCAAGUCAUCAAAAGCAAGUGACAGCCAAGACAAGCCCAAGCAUCAGCCAAACAUACCUCACUCUCAAGAUAGAACUGAAUCCAACCAUAGCCUAGUCUUAGAUUUUACAAAUAAAUCCACUUCAAAAGGUGGUGAUUAUGAAACACAAAUGAAUAAAAGUGUAUGCGACUAUACAAUACCUCUUAUAAAUGAUGUUUCCCUCAUCAGAAAUUGUGAUCUUGCAAAAAAUCAAGAUAAAAUGUGCUUAGAUGAGUCAUUCAGGUUUAGAAAAACAGAAAAGCGUCACAUUUUUAAAAAUCAUUUACGACAAAACACUGUGACAGAUGAGAAACAUAAUAAAGUCCGUAUCAAAGAAAGCCAUGUAAAAUGGCUUUGCAAAAAUAGAAAACGGAAAAGGAGAAGAAAACUGUGUCAUUGCUGUCAUCAUCAUCAUUGUUGGGAAACAGCAAAAGCAGAAAUGAAGAUUUCCUCAGUGCCUGAACAGGAAAUUAGUUACGAAGAAGAAAAUAAACAUCAACGUCUUCAGAAUAAUCCAGAGAAGUGCAGAUGUAGUGCAGGGACUAUCUGGUUACCUACAGGUGAGCUACAACAGUCAUAUCAAAAACUUGGCUUUGAAAACAAAAGUCAUAAAAGAGCUAUAGCUACAUCAGCUCAUGUAUAUGGGGACAGAGGCUCAUGUGAGAUUUGGAGUACAAAAGAUAGUAUCCGCAGCACCGAUUCUAACCACAGGAGGAGUAAAGCAAGCUCUCGGAGACAAUCAAAACAACUGGCUCUGAAUUCUAGAAGACAUAACUUAAUGUUCUCUAGAGCAAUUUGCAGUUGGAAAGUCGGAAGAUCAAGCUGUAGCCCAGAGCGUAAGUGUUCAGGACGUUGCAGUGAGGAGAAGAGUCUGAACCAAAAUCAGUCCAUAAAGAGAGGUUACAACUUUCUGACAGAUGAACCUGAAAAAUUCCAUGGAAAACGAAGGCAGCGUAUCUAUUCCUGUUCAUCAGAUGAAAGUUUGUGCAGACAGACAUUUUUAGCAGAAGAAUAUUUAAGGCAAGCGAGUACUGUAGCUGCACAUCACAAGGCAAAAGGGAGACGCAGGAGGAGGAAAACUAGAAUACGUCAUGUAUUUAUUGACAAGGAUGCAAGAAGUGAGACCUCCAGACCUUUGGAAGAAAAUUCUACGAAUUCUGCAUUAAGUAUUUUGGGAGAACUGUUGAUUCAAGACAAUGUAGAGCAAACUAAUACUGAUCCCAAAGUUGUUCAGGGAAAAAAUACUGAUGAAACAAUGCAGCCAGUGGAAAACAAGUCACGUCUACAAACUGAUGGUUCACGUUCGCUGGAAAAAGAGAAACUGGCAGAGCAUUCAGCAGUGGAGAACCCCGUGAGUACGCUUUCGGAAGCUGUCACGCAUUCGGCUGCUUCUGUUCCUGAGCACGGUGUUCCAGUGACUGCAUCCACAGACGACAUUCUGGAAGAUGAAAAGAAAAAUGAAAAUAUAAACAGUUAUGAAAAUCAAGCUCCUUAUAAAGUGCCCAUCAGCAACAGAAAUUUGGAGCAGGUUUUUCCUAAAUCGCUUCUUUGCCAGUAUGAAUUGGCUGAGUCUGUACCACACGAGAAAAUUAAUGAGGUGGCUAGUGAAUGGGUCCGGUGUAAUUCUGGCAUUUUUAACAGCCCACCACCUUUGCCAUUCAAAGAAGCACAUCUAAACAGUCAUACCUUUUUAACGACCGACCAGUUAAUUGCCCCUUUUACACUGCCAGACCAGGCAUUGAUAUUUCCUCCAGAUAAUCAUGAGAAAUUCAAAGACCUCCAGUCUGAAGCAUAUCAGCAGAUCAUGCAGCAAAAUAUGCUGGCUAACAAAGUAAAAUUUACCUUUCCUCCCACGGCGAUCCAGCCCCCGAGUUCUCCUUUGCCCUUACCUUUGCAGCAGCCGCUGUGUUCUACCUCAGUUACCACUAUCCAUCACACUGUCCUACAGCAGCACGCGGCUGCAACAGCAGCCGCGGCAAGUACAUUUAAGGUUCUUCAGCCCCACCAGCAGCUCCUCUCGCAGGUCCCCGCUCUUUCCAGAACACCUUUACCUCAUCUGUCGGUAGGACCUAGACUUUGUCCAGGAGGCCAUGCAACUUUUGUUGCUCCAGCGCAUUUGCCGCUGAUUCCGACUUCAGUCCUCCAUCCAGCGCACCUGACCUUUCCCCCGCUGCCGCACACGGCGUUUCCUUCGCUGCUCUCACCGCAUCCAGCUGUCAUUCCACUGCAGCCACUCUUUUAGGACAGAUUUCUAGCAGCAGCAAUGGGAAAAAGGAAUCUUCAGAUAAACAGACUUGCUAUUUCUGCAGUCUCCUCAGCUCUGCAGAACAGUUCUGUGAAACUAACAGGUUCAAAAUUCUCAUUCAUUUGGAAGGAUUUACUGUAAGUAUAAUGAUGCAAAUAUUCAUGUAAAAUUCAGACCUAUACUACAAUUAA
Messenger RNA from Rhea pennata, 3878 nucleotides. It is a transcript of the gene ZNF804A, whose product is annotated as zinc finger protein 804A. The coding region runs from base 1 to 3684 and encodes 1227 amino acids. The transcript is spliced from 4 exons. Gene Ontology annotation, cellular component: nucleus. The record is from RefSeq and is a predicted model, not a curated record. Lineage: Eukaryota; Metazoa; Chordata; Aves; Rheiformes; Rheidae.